AUCUAGGCAAACGUCCAGGCACGAUCGAGUGUCCUAACAAAAUUUCCGGUUUUUGACAAAGAAAUCUUACAUCAAUUAUGUUUCCAAACCUUAAUCAAGGAACUUUGGAGCUAUUAAGGAAACGGAGAAGGAAUCGUGCGGACGAGAAGUUUCACAAAUAUAUACAAAAGAUAACAACGAGUUCGGUAUUUAAUGGCUUUAUCAUGGUGGUGAUAGUCCUCAAUUCCUUGGUCAUUGGCUUUGAGACAGUGGAGGAGUGGAAAGUUGCUUAUAAGAAUGUCUUCAAAGCUUUGGAUGAGUUAUUUCUUGCUAUUUACACCAUGGAAUUCGUGAUGAAACUGUAUGCUGAACCAAGGGGAUACUGGAAAAGCAGUUAUAACAGAUUUGACGUCUCUAUCCUGGCAUUGUCAUAUGUUCAAGUUAUUAUGGAUGAGUUGAACGUGGGUGAUAAAAUUCUCACACCUUUGAGGCUUCUAAGAGCUGCUCGAACUUUGCGGACCAUCUCCUUCAUUGAAGGCCUCCAAGUUCUUGUCACAGCACUGAUUGACACCAUUAGGAACUCUGUACUCAAUGUAGUGAUUCUUCUUUCCAUGUUGAUGGCUUUCUUUGCUGUGGUUGGUUAUUAUAUUUUUGGUUAUGAAGAGGAGACUGGUGAUAAAGAAAACUGGGGAACUCUCAGUACUGCUAUGUUGACACUUUUCACAUUUGUUACUGUGGAUGGUUGGACUGAAAUUCAGAAAGAUCUGGACAAAAGACCCUACAGCCAGUGGUUCACAAUUAUCUUCAUCUUCUUGGGCCACUUCAUUUUCACCAAUUUGUUUAUUGGAAUAAUUAUCAUGAACAUACACGAGGCCACAGAAAAAUUCAUUGCACAGCAAAAACAAGAACAUGAAGCAAUUCUACAGAUGAAAAAAGAUUUCCUCUUCCAAAGACAACGUGAUGAUGUCAAAGAAAUGUUAGAAAAACAGAAAAACAGCCAGUAUGCUAACUUUGAAGAGAUGACUCGCAGCUUCCAACAGACACUUCGUCAUGAUGAUUAUGUCAUCAUGUCUGAUCCUUGUUCCAAUUUAACAUGGAUUGAGGCAUUCCUUACUACUACAGAUCACCUGGAUCUUUACACCUACAGAUGCCAGCAAAUCCAAUUUCAAAUUGCCAAUGUUUUGGCAGAUAUGGCAGAGAUGAAAUUAAAGGAGAAAGAGCAAGAGGCGGCACUCCAAGCCUCUGCACUUCCAAGAGGAAUGCAGUUGUUCAUGAGAGCAAAAGCUGCUAUGACAAAAAAGACUGCAUGAUGAAGACUAUUUCCUGUCAGAGAUUACUGAUUUACUUCUUAUUUUCUGUUGAAAACUUGCAGAGAACAUUAUUUUGUGCAUGUUGAUUGGUGUUGCAAUCAAGUUUAAAGCAUAUUUUUUGAAGCCUGUAGUUAGAAAGUUGUCAUCUUUCUUUGGCCACUUAUUUUGAGUUCUGGUUUAAAACAUAAAAACUUUGUAUGUGUACAUCA
Molecule: messenger RNA, 1498 nt
Organism: Stylophora pistillata
Lineage: Eukaryota; Metazoa; Cnidaria; Anthozoa; Scleractinia; Pocilloporidae
Product: cation channel sperm-associated protein 3
Biological process (GO): sodium ion transport; flagellated sperm motility; sperm capacitation
Cellular component (GO): acrosomal vesicle; CatSper complex; membrane
Molecular function (GO): voltage-gated calcium channel activity
Source: RefSeq, a predicted model, not a curated record